AUGGAUUAUAAGUCAAGCCUGAUCCAGGAUGGGAACCCCAUGGAGAAUCUGGAGAAGCAGCUGAUCUGCCCCAUCUGCCUGGAGAUGUUUACCAAGCCAGUGGUCAUCUUGCCAUGUCAACACAACCUCUGCCGGAAGUGUGCCUGUGACAUCUUCCAGGCUGCAAAUCCCUACUGGACCAGCCGGAGUGGCUCGGUGUCCAUGUCUGGAAGCCGUUUCCGAUGCCCCUCCUGCCGCCAUGAAGUGAUCAUGGACCGUCAUGGAGUGUACGGCCUGCAGAGGAAUCUGCUGGUGGAGAACAUCAUUGAUAUCUACAAGCAGGAGUGCUCCAGUCGGCCCCUGCAGAAAGGCAACCACCCCAUGUGCAAGGAGCACGAAGAUGAGAAAAUCAACAUCUACUGCCUCACAUGUGAGAUGCCCACGUGCUCCAUGUGCAAGGUGUUUGGGGUCCACAAGGACUGCGAGGUGGCCCCACUGCAGAGUGUCUUCCAGGGACAAAAGACUGAGCUGAGUAACUGUAUCUCCAUGCUGGUAGCAGGGAACGACCGUGUUCAGACCAUCAUCACUCAGCUGGAGGACUCCUGCCAAGCGACCAAGGAGAACAGUCACCAGGUGAAGGAAGAGCUGAGCCAGAAGUUUGACGUGCUGUACGCCAUCCUGGACGAGAAGAAGAGUGAGCUGCUGCAGCGGGUCACGCGAGAGCAGGAGGAGAAGCUCAGCUUCCACGAGGCCCUCAUCCAGCAAUACCGGCAGCAACUGGAGAAGUCCAGCAAGCUGGUAGAGACAGCCAUCCAGUCCCUGGACGAGCCUGGCGGGGCCAUCUUCCUCUCGAGUGCCAAGCAACUCAUCAGAAGCAUUGUGGAAGCGUCCAAGGGUUGCCAGCUGGGGAAGAUAGAGCCGGGCUUUGAAAACAUGGACUACUUUACUUUGGACUUAGACCACAUAGCAGAUGCCCUGAGGGCCAUCGACUUUGGGACAGGUGAGGAAGAGGAGGAGUUUAUUGAAGAAGAAAAUCAGGAAGAGGAAGAGUCCACAGAGGGGAAGGAAGAAGACACCAGUAAGGAGAUGGAUGAGGGAGAGACCGUCUAGAUGCAGA
This is a messenger RNA of Mesoplodon densirostris (Blainville's beaked whale), 1096 nucleotides long. It is a transcript of the gene TRIM63, whose product is annotated as tripartite motif containing 63. Bases 1 to 1089 code for a protein of 362 amino acids. The transcript has 9 exons. The record is from RefSeq and is a predicted model, not a curated record. NCBI's taxonomy places the organism in Eukaryota, Metazoa, Chordata, Mammalia, Artiodactyla, Ziphiidae. Gene Ontology annotation, molecular function: zinc ion binding.